AUGACCCUUCAACUGCAAACACGUCCAGAUGGAACGGCAGACUCUUCUCCAGGCUCCCAGCCUGGCCAUUCGAUCCAUGGUUUCAACGGAAAGCUUCUGGCGCAUCAGCCAAGGAAGCAGACGCCCAAGGAGAACCGGUCCAAGGAGAACCGGUCCAAGGAGAACUGGUCCAAGAAGAACUGGUCCAAGGACCAGGGAGCUAUGGCAACCGAACGAUACCCCAAAGGUUGGCCUCGGCUGGCAGCAGAACAAGAUGCCUACGAGAACGCCUCGAUCUAUCGCAAGUUCGGCUACGUCUCGCGACGAUGCAUUCUCGACGCCCAAGCAAAGUUGACUAGCCUGGAAAAACACCUCUUCAACUUGGAGCGCCCGCCAUUACUGGACGACACAUCGACCCCUGUGCCCUCCUCCUCCUCCGUACAGGUGUCAACCAUAAGCGGAGAGAAUACCCUGCCAGCAACGGCGAGCGAAACGCUACAGAGCAUAGGCUCAUUGCUUCCCGAAUACCAUCAGAUGUUGUUCAAUCUACGAACCCUCGAGUCGUUCCACGAAGUCCGCUACUACGAGCACAUUAAUUGGUACGACAAAAUCACGGCCGAUGACUACCUCAGUAAGGAAGAGCUGGCCUACAUGAACCACGUCAACGACUUCGUCAAUACCGGACCAGAUCCUCUGUGGCUGGCUUUCGAGUCGUUGCUGUACAGACUUCCGUACUCCUUCCGGAAGCUCAUCUUUGGCCAUCGGGACGAUACUAAGAGGCUUCGGAACUUCAUACUCUUGCCGAUGCUUCACCUCCGCAUUCUGUACAAGACUAUCUUCAUCUGGUUUUACGCGUUUUUGCUAUUGCUCCCCGUGGCGCUGCUUUAUCUCCACCCGGGUUGGAGUAAGCAAGCCGUCAUUGGUCUCGUGGCUGGUUUCACCGUUUUCUUCACCGCAUCACUAACUCUUCAUCGAGGCAUCAGCAUGCAAACUACACUAAUCGGGGCUUGCACCUAUGCAGCUGUCCUCGUGGCGUUGUUUGCGGAGCUACAAGACACGUCGGCGACGGGAUAA
Colletotrichum karsti is the source of this 1053-nucleotide messenger RNA. RefSeq lists its product as uncharacterized. Bases 1 to 1053 code for a protein of 350 amino acids. The record is from RefSeq and is a predicted model, not a curated record. NCBI's taxonomy places the organism in Eukaryota, Fungi, Ascomycota, Sordariomycetes, Glomerellales, Glomerellaceae. The transcript has 5 exons.